AUGCACUCGGUGGUGUCUGAGCUGCUGCAGCCGCUGCCUUUCCUGCUGCUGCUGCUGCAGCCUAUUCAGCGGGAGCAGCAGCGACUAGACCAGUACAAGCAGCAGCAGCAGCAACAGCAGCAGCAGCAGCAACAGCAGCAGCAGCAGCAACAACAGCAGCAGACAGAUCAAGCCACGGAACAAACAGUAGCAGGCGCAGCAGCAGCAGAAGCAGCAACACCAGCGGCAGCAAUUGUUGCAGCAACAAAAAGCACAGUAGCAGCAGCAACAACAAGCAACUCAGCAACUGCAGCAGCAGCAAGAGCAGCAACAGCAGCAGCAGCAGCAGCAGCAGCAGCAGCAGACGAACUUGAGCGCCUCCAGAAUCCGAGUUUAUCUUUAACCCUUUCUAUCAACCCUCGCCGAGGCCCACAUACUGCUGCAGCAGCAGCAGCAACAGCAGCAGCAGCAACAGCAGCAGCAGCAACAGCAGCAGCAGCAGCAGCAACAGCAGCGACAGCAGCAACAGCAGCAGCAGCAUGA
Eimeria mitis is the source of this 522-nucleotide messenger RNA. RefSeq lists its product as uncharacterized. Gene Ontology annotation, cellular component: ribosome. Bases 1 to 522 code for a protein of 173 amino acids. Gene Ontology annotation, biological process: translation. Lineage: Eukaryota; Apicomplexa; Conoidasida; Eucoccidiorida; Eimeriidae. The transcript is spliced from 2 exons. Gene Ontology annotation, molecular function: structural constituent of ribosome. The record is from RefSeq and is a predicted model, not a curated record.